Molecule: messenger RNA, 1848 nt
Organism: Pyrenophora tritici-repentis Pt-1C-BFP
Lineage: Eukaryota; Fungi; Ascomycota; Dothideomycetes; Pleosporales; Pleosporaceae
Product: TT-ORF1 domain containing protein
Source: RefSeq, a predicted model, not a curated record
AUGGCUGACUCGGACUCGUCCCUAUCGUCUGCGCCCCCAACCGAUGACGAGAUGGAGGUUGAGGUCCCAGAAGCGACGACAAAGAAGGCGACACCGCAGAAAAAGAAGAAGAACGGCACUAUCUUGACCUUUUUCAAGCAACGCUCACCGUCGCCGCCCCCAAGAAAAAGGGCAGCGUCACCGCCACAUGAGCCUGUUCCGGAGGAUAAUCCAGACAUUGCUUUUAUUGUAAUGUUCCGGUCACGAUUCAACGAAGCAUUCCCACGCGGUUCUCCUCAUGUUGGGCCCCAAGACAUCGAGCUGGGUGUCGCAGAAGACACGCCGUCGGCCGAUGUUGAGGGCUUGCUAUGCGCCCUGCUCGGACUUGUCCUCAAUCGCAAGAAACCUGUCGAAAAGGGUCACUAUGGUCGCGCUCUCGAAGAGGCCAUCCAAACCCAGAAAUCACAAUGGCCAAGUAAAUGGACGGGCAACCCCCUCAGUGGUGGUCGCAACUUCAACACCAUGACGGCAGAAGAACGAAUUACCCUCCUCCAUUCCCUUUGCCUCUGGAGCCUGAACCAGAACGAGCAAAUCAAAGCCAUCAUCAGUAACGCAUACAAGUCUCGAUCUACCAAGGACAAACUAGACACAAAUAUACCCUUGUCGGUGCAAGCUUGGGGUCGCGACGGCGACAAGCGUCGGUACUAUCUAGUCGAAGGCCAAAAUGAUACCCACUUCCGCAUCUACCGUGAAAGCGACCCGAAGCUGAAGAAGGUGCAAUGGAUCAGUGUUGCUGGGUCGAUUGAGGAAUUGAGAGUGCUUGCCAAGAAGCUGGAAGAGGAGGAUGGGCACAAGGAAGCUAGGGCACUGGGCGAGCGCAUGCUAAACGCUAUCCCACGCUUCGAGGCCUCAGAAAACAAACGCAAGCGUCGCGAAUACACGCGCCAGCGCAAGGAUGCUUUCACACGCCCCGAACCCGGCUUCGCCCCAUACGAAAUGCGCACCCGUGGCAAGCGCCAGCGAUACACGUACGAUGAAGAGGAUGAUUUCGACUCGGAUAACCUCUCUGUCCGACGAUCGGGGCGACAGUCAGCUCGCGACACACCGGCCGCACCCUCAGGUCCUACCGUCACCGCCAGCGGCCGACAAGUCCGGUCUCGCGCAACCGGCCUCUAUGGCGAGAUACUGCACAGUGGACAAGUCACCGACCACGGGUCGUCUGUAAACGGAGACUAUGUACGCUCAGACAUGUCCGAGGAGCCACAGCUCGGCCACGGUCGAGCAACACGCGCUGCCAACAGAGGCACCACGAACGGCCGUGUGUUGGAACGAAGACUCGACUCGGACGACGAGGACGCCACAUCUUGGGAUGGUGGAGACGAUGACGAGGAAGAAGUGGACCAGAUGGAGCUGGACGACGAUGAUCAGGACGCAGCUGGUGAUUCGUCAGAGGACGAAGACGAACAACAUUCCCUCAUCGUCACUCUACACUAUCGCAAAGGCGCAUCUGAUGCACCUGCAGCCCCUCAAGGCGAAGACACGGUCAUGACAAAUGGCAUCGACGAUGAGAUUGCCGCACAAAAGAAAGCGCUUCUCGAGCCAUCAACAGCAACAGCCGCCGUAGUCCCCAACGGCCUCCCUGAGUCGUCGGAACAAGUGUCUGUCACAGCUGCUGGCCACCAAGCACUUUGUAAUAAUACAGAUGCGCUACCCAAACUAGACGGGUUCUUUUCUGCUCCCACACCACCAUACAGCGCUCCGGACGAGGCCCCAAAGCCCCAACAGCAGCAACCCACGGAUAUCUCUCCCGCCAGCAUCAGCGCUCCCACACAACAACCUGUGUCUACACCUACUGCUAGCUGGCAGUAA